Molecule: messenger RNA, 2229 nt
Organism: Pundamilia nyererei
Lineage: Eukaryota; Metazoa; Chordata; Actinopteri; Cichliformes; Cichlidae
Gene: abcg2d
Product: ATP binding cassette subfamily G member 2 (JR blood group)
Exons: 16
Coding region: 28-1923 (631 amino acids)
Biological process (GO): transmembrane transport
Cellular component (GO): plasma membrane
Molecular function (GO): ABC-type transporter activity; ATP hydrolysis activity; ATP binding
Source: RefSeq, a predicted model, not a curated record
CUCUCACAUCCUCACCGCCCGCAGAGGAUGAUGGAGAAAACCAGUCACAUCAACAUUGCAAUGAUAGAAGACAUCGGUACUAACGGGAUGGCCGUGUCAAAGGUCGGCACGGGCGUGGACGGGACGAAACAGCGGUGCGGUUCCACCGUGAGCUUCCACAACAUCCAGUACAAAGUGCAGCAGCAGAGCGGCUUCCUCUGCAAAAGAAAGAUCCUCUCCAAGGAAAUACUGGUGGACCUCAAUGGGAUUAUGAGACCUGGUCUGAAUGCUAUUCUUGGACCUACUGGAAGUGGAAAAUCUUCAUGUGAAGAUGUGGUCAUGGGCACCCUGACCGUGAGGGAGAAUCUGCGUUUUUCUGCCGCUCUGCGACUGCACGUCUCCGUGCCUCAGGUCGAGAAGGAGGCUCGAGUCAAUCACCUCAUUAAAGAACUGGGUCUCACCGAAGUGGCUGACUCCAAGGUGGGCACGCAGAUGACCCGAGGAAUCUCAGGAGGAGAGAGAAAGAGGACAAACAUCGGCAUGGAGCUGAUCAUCGAUCCUGCUGUCCUAUUUCUGGAUGAACCGACCACCGGGCUAGACGCAAGCACUGCUAACUCUGUCCUGCUCCUGCUGAAAAGAAUGGCGAGUCAUGGUAGAACCAUAAUUAUGUCCAUCCACCAACCUCGCUACUCCAUCUACAGACUGUUUGACACUCUCACACUGUUGGUCGGUGGUAAAAUGGUGUACCACGGACCAGCACCAAACGCUUUGGAAUACUUUGCCAACAUCGGCUAUGCCUGCGAGGCCCACAACAACCCAGCUGACUUCUUUUUGGAUGUGAUUAACGGAGACUUCACCGCCACAGCAAUGACCAAAGUGCACGGCUCUGAAGAUUUGGACUUCAAGGAGCUCAGUAGCUCCAGGCAGAGCAUCGAGGAGCGCCUGGUGGAUGAGUACAGGAACAGUGGUUACUCCAGCAACACACGAGCUGAACUGGAACGCAUUGUUAAAGAUAAGCGCUGUGGGUCCCUCCCAAAGUCCCGCACCAUCACCUACAACAGCUCGUUCUUUCACCAGCUACGAUGGGUCCUUCACAGAACAUUUCAGAACCUCAUGUUGAACCCCCAAACAUCUGUGGCCCAGCUGGGAGUCAACGUUUUCCUCGCUCUCAUCGUGGGAGCCAUUUUCUUUGGGGUCAAAGAUGAUCAGAGUGGUAUUCAGAACAGGAUGGGCGCCCUCUUCUUCAUCACUACCAACCAGUGUUUCAGUACUGUGUCUGCUGCCGAGCUCUUCAUCACUGAGAGGAAACUCUUUGUGCACGAGUACAUCAGCGGCUACUACAGAGUGUCUGUCUACUUCCUUUCCAAGAUCCUGUCUGAUAUCGCUCUGCGCACCGUCACCUCUGUUAUCUUCAGCUGUGUUGUCUAUUUUUUGAUUGGGCUCAAAUCCACAGCAGAAGCCUUUUUUGUCUUCAUGCUGACGGUGACUCUGGUGGCUUACACAGCCACAGCCAUGACCAUGGCCAUCUCAGCUGACCAGAGUGUCGUGGCUCUUGCCAACAUCCUCAUGACCAUCACCUUUGUCUUCAUGAUGAUUUUUUCAGGACUCCUGGUGAAUCUACCCAGCACCAAAGACUGGUUGGCUUGGCUGAAGUACUUUAGUAUUCCUCGUUAUGGUCUUGCAGCCUUGAAGAUAAACGAAUUUGUGGGUCUGAGGUUCUGCGAAGAGGUUGUAAUCCGAAACAGCAACAUGUCAGCUAUGACAGCCAACUGCACUGUGAAAACAGCUGGCCAGACAUGCACAGGAGAGCAGUAUCUGGAGUACCUGGGCAUAGACUACACCUGCUGGGGUCUGUGGGAGAAUCAUGUAGCUUUGACUGUUAUGAUGAUCAUAUUUCUCAUCAUUGCCUAUCUGAAGCUUCGCUUCAUCAAGAAAUUUACUUAAUGCGUUAUCUGUUUUUUACUUUAAUGUACCAGCACUGAUAGAUCUUGUGUUCAGAAAUAGCACAAUUAAAGCUACAUUUAUAUAUUGGGGGUUUAGUUUUAUUUUACACUGCCCUCAUAUCUUUAGCAUAUAAUGAAGCCAAAAGAAAGUUAGAGUACAAGUGCAAAUACUGAAAUAAAAAGCUGAAAGCAGCCGAAAACAGCUAGCUAAACUUUUCUAGAGUUCACGUUUUCACCAUUAGUCUCCCUGUAAAGCUCAUAAAAUCUUAUUGUGUGUUGUGUUCAGCUGCUCAUUAACCCUUUUACG